UAAAUUCGCUUUUGUAAUUUUCACUGCACUGCGUGAUACAGAAUCGACUCCCAGUCCUGAUGUGUUGAAAAAGAACAAACCCCUGAAUGACUAGUUCGAUAGCGGUUUUGUGGUAUAACAGAAAGAGUUUAAUAUAAAUAAUAUGAAAUUCAUGAUAACAAAGAUUGAUUACCUGAUGUUACGCUCUUGUGACACACGAAACAAGUGAUGAUUGAUUCUGUGACGCACAACUGCUCUUUUUCUGAAUGUAUCAUUCCUGUUGCGGUAGACGCAAGUACUCAUGUUCAUGUGGAUAAACUCUUGGUUUGCGAAUUAAAUGUAUAUUAUUGCACAAACAUUGCUUAUACAGGUGAUUGAUAAACCCAAAACAAGUCAUAGAUAGCGACAGUAUCAUAUUGUGCUGAUAAAGUUAUCAAGAACUUAUCUGAAGGUGAAGAAAUUGGGCGAUAGAGUUGCAACAUAACAUUUAUUUCUUGAUUUAGUUAUGUUAUUAAAACUUUAUCAAAACUUCCAAUGUUUGACAGUUCCAAAAGCGUGGAUAAUAUUCUGUAAUUUAAUAUGCCUUUUGACAAGGAGCCUGUACAAAAACGUCUGGUAUCAAAUAUGAAUAAAUCAGUGGAAAAUUUAUUGAUAUCUAGCCAUGAAGUAAUUAGUAGUAUCAAUUCUUCAGGCUUGAGUAAUCAAAAUACAAUGGCAAACUUAGGAAAUGCAACAGUAGAUAAUGUACAAGAGACAACUGUUGGUUCUGGUAUUGAUCGUAGUAGUCCUGUAUCCAGUCCCAACUUGUCUCCACGUCCUAGUCCAAGAGCUCAUUCCAGACGAGAAUAUUCUAGAUUAAAUUCUGACUUUGCUGUAAAAGAUGCUGUUAAAGAUUCAGGUCGUGCUAAUAAGCUAGAAGAUCAGUCUCAGGAAGUGAUAAAUAGAUCAUCUGAUUCAGCUGAGCUUAGCAAGAGUUCUACUCAUGAAGGUAAAAAAGAGACACGCAGUAGUGAUCGGAGUAAAAAAAAAUCAUCCUGGUAUAAUGUACUUUAUCCAACUUAUAAGUCUCGGUCUGAGGACUUCAAGCGAAUAUUUAAAAAUGUACCAGAUGAUGAAAGAUUGGUGGUAGAUUAUUCUUGUGCUCUGCAGCGUGAAAUAUUAGUACACGGUAGACUCUAUGUAUCUCAAAACUAUGUGUGUUUUUAUGCUAAUAUAUUUAUGUGGGAGACAUUGGUCUCGUUACGUUGGAAAGAUGUUACAUCUAUUACCAAAGAGAAAACCGCGCUUGUUAUUCCAAAUGCUAUCCUGAUAUGCACCGUUACUGACAAGUUCUUCCUAACAUCGUUUGGAGCAAGAGAUAAAACAUAUGUGAUGUUAUUUCGUGUUUGGCAAAAUGCUCUCAUUGGCGAGCCAAUGAACAUGGCUGAAAUGUGGCAGCUUGUACAUGCUUGUUACGGUGAUGAAUUAGGUCUGACAUCUGAUGAUGAAGAUUAUGUGCCACCAUUAUCUACAGCAGAUGAAGAAAAACUCUCAACUCGUCUCUCUGUAGAAUCCUUUUCCGAGGUAAUAGAACAAGAUUUUUUUUAACAAGUGGAGAAAUUCACUUUCAUAAGUUUUAAAACUAACAACAAUUUAAAGGUAAUUGAGCCUUAUGCUGGAUGUUUAUUGCGAAAUGAAUACACACGCGCGCACGCACGCACGCACGCACGUACACACUAUAUAUAUAUAGUUAAUAUAUAUAUAGUUAAUUAAUAAAUGUGAUCCAAUGAGCACGCGAGAAGAGUUAAUCCGGACUCUGUAGACAUAUACGCUUAUCAGCUGUAAAGAAAGAUGGCUUAUUUCAUUCAACGUCCUAGCAACGAGAGAUGAAGUAAACAAGCAAGCGCGACGUGUGACAGCUUCUUGCGAUCAGCUGAUAUUCGGCGGUACGGAAAAAGCAACUGAGAAGAUUGAGAAGGUUGCUAUCCGCGAGGAAAUAAGGAAAUAAUAGCGCUCUCAUUUCUUUCUGUCACGAAAAAGAUAUUACUAUUAAUUGAACGAGUAGAUGUCUGUCUUGAUUUUCUGUAUCACAUGCUUUCUUUGUAUCACGUGCUGCUGUUCGCUGCGUUACACCGCCGUGAGAAUCAUUAUCGCGAGCAAGCAGCCUUCUUAUCCCUUUGCUGCUUUUUCUGUAUCGCUUAAGGGGAUCCUAAACUGAAUCUGUUUUAUCGACUGAAUUUACAGCGUAUGGCGUCAGAUCGUAGUGCUAAUUCUUUAAUAUAAAAAGUUGUGCAGUUUGUACGUA
Pseudomyrmex gracilis is the source of this 2263-nucleotide messenger RNA. Its product is annotated as GRAM domain-containing protein 1B-like. Gene Ontology annotation, cellular component: plasma membrane; endoplasmic reticulum-plasma membrane contact site; endoplasmic reticulum membrane. Gene Ontology annotation, biological process: intracellular sterol transport. The record is from RefSeq and is a predicted model, not a curated record. The transcript has 6 exons. NCBI's taxonomy places the organism in Eukaryota, Metazoa, Arthropoda, Insecta, Hymenoptera, Formicidae. Bases 559 to 1566 code for a protein of 335 amino acids. Gene Ontology annotation, molecular function: sterol transfer activity; sterol binding.